AUGUUCCCUCCUAGGAUAAUGGAUAAUUUUUCAUAUAGAAGAUAUGAAACCAAUGUAACUCAUCGAUACCCAACUAAUACACUAUUACCUUCAACAAGAUCAUUAAGACGCAAGGCAUUCAUGACAUUUUUCUCCCUUUCAUUAUUAUUUUUCCUUCUUUAUCUAAAACUUUCUAAUGUUGAUCAAGAACAUAACCAUCAGAUUGAUGAAAGUUUUCAACAAAAGAAGACAAAUAAUAUAACAAUUUAUGAUUUCUAUAAAAAACCUGAUUUAACUACUACCAUUUCAACGAACCAAAAAGAAUUUUAUAAAAGAAUUAAUUUGAGACCAACUUCACCUUAUUCAAUCCCCAAAGAAAAUUUCUCAUUAUGGAUUAAUGAACAAAGUCAAUUAUCAUUCGAAAGAAUAUUAUUGAAUAUUGCGGAUGAAAAUCAUAACGAUUUAAUGUCUAAAUUUAAUGUAACUGAAGGCGUAAUAAUUGCAUCUCCAUCUAAAUCAAAACCUGAUUAUUUUUAUCAAUGGAUUAGAGAUGGUUCAAUUUGUAUGAAUUCCUUAUCUUCAAAUCUAUUAAUAAUGUCAUCACAUGACGUUCAUCAAAAAGAGAAAGUAGGAAUAAACAAAACGUUAUCAACAACAAUAUUGAAAUAUCUAAAUAAUUCCUAUAAUUUACAAAGAUUAGAUAAUCCCUCAGGUAAGAGUAUUACUAUUAAUAAAGAUUCAUUGACAGGAUUAGGUGAGCCAAAAUGGUAUGCAAAUAAUACAGCAUUUAAUCUUCAUUGGGGUAGACCACAAAAUGAUGGACCUGCAUUGAGAACAAUAACAGUCUUAAACCUUUUAAAUCAUUUAGCAUCAAAUAAUUUGAAAUUUGAAGAUUUAAUCAAAGUAUCAUUUUCAUCAUCAUCAGAUAAUAGCAAUAAUAAUAACAAUAACAAUAAUAAUAACAAUAAUAAUAAUAAAUUACCCUUCGUUAAUGAUUUAGAGGUUUUCCAAAAAAUAGUCUUUUGGGAUUUAAAAUUUAUUUGCUUACAUUGGAAUGAUGAAACUUAUGACCUUUGGGAAGAAAUUUAUGGUAAACAUUUCUUUACAACAAUUGUUCAAUUAUCGGCAGUGAAAAAGGGACUAGAAUUCAUUAGAAAACAAAAUAAUAUGGAUGAAUAUUCCCAAUUUGAAGAUUUAUUACAAGAAACUUAUGAUAAAAUGUUAAAUUUUAUCCUGUCACAAGAUUACUUUAUAAAUUCAAAUAAAAAUCAUAUAGUGGAAAGUCCCAAUUUUUUAGAUUCAAGAUCAGGAUUAGAUAUUGCUGUCAUAUUAGGUUCAUUGUAUUCUCAUCAUAACUCUUUGAAUGAUCCUGAAGAUAAUCCAAUUUCAAUGUCUUCAUUACCAUUUGAUAUUGAUGAUUCUGGUAUUUUAAAUACAUUAUUUGGAUUAGUCAGAUCAAUGUCUAUGAUUUAUCCAAUUAAUCAUCAAAGAGUAAAUUUGAAAAUAGGUGUUGCCCUGGGGAGAUACCCUGAAGAUGUUUAUGAUGGUGUUGGAUUUUCUGAAGGUAAUCCAUGGUUCUUAGCUACAUCAGGUGCAGCUGAAUUAUUGUAUAAAUUAAUUUGGAAAAAUUAUAAAUUUGAAAAAGAUUUAAUGAUACCAUUAAAUAGUUGGGAUUCUCAAUUUUGGACAUUAAUAUUCGAUGGAUUUAAUGAUAUUGAACACGAUGGUAAAACUUAUCAAUUAGUUAUUCCAUAUAAAUCUCCAGCAUUUGAACAAACAAUGACUUUACUAUUUGAUUUGGCAGAAUCAUUCUUAGAUAAAUUAAGAGAACAUGUUAGUGAUCAUGGUGAUAUGAGUGAACAAUUCAAUAAAUUUUCAGGUUAUUUACAAGGAGCUGAUCAUUUAACUUGGUCAUAUAGUUCAUUUUGGAAUUGUUAUCAAAUAAGGUUAAAAGCAAUGAAAUUUUUAAAUUAUAUAUAG
Molecule: messenger RNA, 1959 nt
Organism: Naumovozyma dairenensis CBS 421
Lineage: Eukaryota; Fungi; Ascomycota; Saccharomycetes; Saccharomycetales; Saccharomycetaceae
Gene: SGA1
Product: glucan 1,4-alpha-glucosidase
Exons: 1
Coding region: 1-1959 (652 amino acids)
Biological process (GO): carbohydrate metabolic process
Cellular component (GO): fungal-type vacuole
Molecular function (GO): hydrolase activity, hydrolyzing O-glycosyl compounds
Source: RefSeq, a predicted model, not a curated record